AUGAAUGGUUUGGGCCAGGGUAAUACUGAUUGCUUUAUUUCUCUUAGUUUAUUAUUAUUGCAAUUGGUCCAGAUGUUUUGCCAUUCGUCCAUGGACUUGAAUCAAGACCAGCACACCACUGAAGGGUACCGGCCCAUAUCAUUGCUAAAUACGAUGAGUAAAAUUAUAGAAAAAAUGGUGAAUAACAGACUCAUAUGGUAUCUUGAAAAACAUAAUUUGCUGUCACCCCACCAACACGGCUUUCGAAAAAAUAGAUCUACAAAUGAUAUUCUGGUCAGCUUACACACCGACAUCGCCGAUGCAUUAGUAAACAAACAAAACAUAAUACUUGUCAGCCUGGAUCUAAAAAAAGCUUACGACACCGUUUGGAGACACCGGGUUUUAAAAAUAAUACAAAAACUGAACAUUCAUGGAAACAUGCUCAAAUUCAUAAACAACCAUAUACGAGAAAGAACUUUUCAAGUUAAAAUUAAAAGUACACUAUCGGAUCCAUUUGCAAAUGAAAAUGGUGUAGUACAAGGCUCAUCAAUUAGCGUAACACUAUUCCUUAUCGCAAUUAAUGAAAUGACAACACAAGUACCGCCACCCACAAUGAUAAAACUUUUUGCUGACGAUGCACUGAUCUAUUGUAAAGGAAAAAAUGUAAGUUCAAUUAAAAACCAAUUACAACUCACACUCGAUAAGCUUAGUAAAUGGAGCCUCGAAACCGGUUUCUCUUUCUCUCCAAAUAAAACUAAAUGUAUACUAUUCACCCACCAAAGGAAAAUAGUGAAACCGAAUAUCCAAUUUGAAAAUAAAACGCUCGACUAUAGCGACAAUGUUAAAAUUCUAGGUUUAAUAUUCGAUAAAAAACUCAACUGGUGA
This is a messenger RNA of Macrosiphum euphorbiae (potato aphid), 864 nucleotides long. The record is from the annotation of a GenBank genome assembly. Lineage: Eukaryota; Metazoa; Arthropoda; Insecta; Hemiptera; Aphididae.